This is a messenger RNA of Debaryomyces hansenii CBS767, 858 nucleotides long. RefSeq lists its product as uncharacterized. The transcript has a single exon. The coding region runs from base 1 to 858 and encodes 285 amino acids. The record is from RefSeq and is a predicted model, not a curated record. NCBI's taxonomy places the organism in Eukaryota, Fungi, Ascomycota, Pichiomycetes, Serinales, Debaryomycetaceae.
AUGACCAAAAAUACAUAUAAGAGACAAAAGCUAGCACAACAGCCUGUAAAUAUCCCAGCAGUGCCUGCCACCGUGUACGAGACCCCGAAAGAAUCUUUGAUCAAUUUUCCUUCUUCGAUCAUGAAUGGUAUAACGAAAGAAGGAGGAUUAGUUUCCUUGACAUUCAAAUCAAUAACAUGUGCUAACUUUGUUGAAAACUUAGAUUGGAUGCGUGAUGCAUUAAUAAGGAAAGAUGAUGAAUUUGAACCUACAAGAAUCAACGAAAACGUAUUCAAUGGAGACAAGAUGAUAACGGAACUUAAGCAAGAUAUUCAAGGCUUAACAGAAAAACCACAACAAUCGAACACGACAAAUGAUAUAAAUGAGUUACAAUCUAAGUUGUCUACUAGUUUAAAGGAUGAAGAAAGCUUCCGUAAUUUUGGCAUUAGCUUGGUUAAGCAGUACGAGAGUGAAAACCCAACGAAGAGUAUCAGUAUCAGUAAUAAGAGCUAUUCCACCAUAAAACAAGCCGAAAUUCCUGGUGUUAAGGUGAGUAAGUUUGAAGACGUGGAAAAUCCUGACCUCUCGGCAUAUGAAAGAAAACCGGUUGUUCAACAACCAGAAGAUUCAAUACCACAACCGGUUGCGGAAUCUGCACCAGUCCAAGAACAAACUCCGAAUGAAGUACCAAUGGUUUUGAAUAAUAGUAAUAAUGCAACGCCAGAAUUGACUCAGCAACAGAAUUUUCAAAACCCGGUUUCCCAGCCAGCCCCAAGCUACCAGGUAACGCCAUCUCCUUCGACUCAAGAUAGCAACGUUCAUACUACUUACCCCGAUCAGGCAUUUCAUAAUUCACCACCUCAGGGAAAUUAUUACUAA